Orussus abietinus is the source of this 4538-nucleotide messenger RNA. It is a transcript of the gene Tk, whose product is annotated as tachykinins. The transcript is spliced from 7 exons. Bases 135 to 1469 code for a protein of 444 amino acids. Lineage: Eukaryota; Metazoa; Arthropoda; Insecta; Hymenoptera; Orussidae. The record is from RefSeq and is a predicted model, not a curated record.
GCCGGCUCGUUUGGCUUGCACCACGGUCACAGGGCGCCUGUCGUUACACCCCUUAGCGCCGCCGACUUCCGACCUUAACCUCACCCAUUGCGACUCCGAUCGAGUAAGGACCUCGCGCCGGCACGACUUUAAGAAUGUUCGUGGGGUCUAGCAUAAUCUUGGCAGUGUUAAUAGUGCCCUCUCUGACCGAAAAAACUUCGUCGAAUGAUGUCCUCAGCCUGCACGAUGCAUCCUUGCUGCUUCCGGAAAUGCGUGACAGGAAGGAACUCACCUCCGUGGAGCGAAGGGCCGUUUCGAAAAGAGCUCCCAUGGGCUUCCAGGGUAUGCGUGGCAAGAAAAACGUGAUCGGUCCCGACUUCGCAGACAAUUUCUUGCACGAGGACUACGAAAAACGAGCACCCAUGGGAUUCCAGGGCAUGAGAGGGAAAAAGGAGUACUUGUCGAAUCAAGACGAUUCCUCUGCGAACGAAGAGUACUCGAACGAGAAGAGAGCGCCUAUGGGGUUUCAAGGGAUGCGUGGGAAGAAGUCUUCUUUCGACGAGGAGUACGACAAACGGGCUCCCAUGGGAUUUCAGGGGAUGAGGGGCAAAAAGUCUCUGGAAGAGGUGCUCGACGAAAUUGAGAAGAGGGCUGCGAUGGGUUUCCAAGGCAUGAGAGGCAAGAAGAAUUAUUAUCUAGAAUAUCCCGAGGACAAUGAAAAGAGAGCGAUGGCCAUGGGUUUUCAAGGUAUGAGGGGCAAGAAGGAUGAAUGGGCUGCCGAUUGGGAGAAGAGAAAACCAAUGGGAUUUCAAGGAAUGAGGGGUAAGAAGAGUUUCCAAGAUGAGCUGGAUGAACUGGAGAAACGUGCCAUUAUGGGAUUUCAGGGUAUGAGGGGCAAAAAAUACUAUAACGAUAUCGACGAGUUCGCUGAAGAUUACGAAAAGAGGGCACCUAAGAUGGGUUUCCAAGGGAUGCGCGGAAAGAAAGACAUUUUCGAUUCGGACAAGAGUGCUCCUAUGAGUUUCCAAGAUACGAGAGGAAAAAAGACCAUAUCCGAAAGCUACGACGAUGGCGUAAUGGAUUUGUCCGAUUACGAGAAAAGAGCGCUGAUGGGAUUUCAAGGCAUGCGCGGUAAAAAGGAUUCCGACAAACGAGCACCCAUGGGUUUUCAAGGAAUGCGAGGAAAGAAGGAUUUAGAUGACCCUUUUGGUUCUACCAGUGAAUUCAGCAAAAGAGCACCAAUGGGCUUCCAAGGAAUGAGAGGUAAAAAGGACGAAAAUCCGAUCGAAUACGAACCAUUCUCACCUUUCACGUAUUUCGAUUCCCGUGGGAAGAAAACUCCACGAUUUGCAAUUCGAGGAAAAUUUGUUGCCGUGAGGGGGAAGAAAUGGUCCGAGGGUUCAUUAUUCGAUCAAUCUGAAAAUCUCCUCGACAAUAUCGGAAGGACUGGCGUGAAUACUGACUCGACGACGACAUUAGACAUCCAGUAGUGCUAAGGCGCUAAAAAGGAAGAAAGUAUUUCCUUUAAUAAAUUAAAUUAAUCUAGUCAAAAGGGAAAAGGAAAAGUGGAAACGCGAAUACAGAACAUCACGAAACAACGGCAGCUUAAAGCGUUGUCAACUGUUAAAUUACACUUCAAAUGUUUAUUAAACAACAAAAACUUAUUCCUCCGUUAUAUCAUGAUUUCAAUAAAUGUUACUAUGAAUUCAACGUGGUGGUACUUUUGUUCGAGAAUGCCGAGCGAUUGCAGGGAUACGCGUAGAAAGUAAUUGCAAAUCGAAAAAAUCAAGAAAUCGUCAAAUGAUAUCAAAGUUUCCACAGCUUUCGAAUUGCAGGACCUUUCUAAAAAGCCUAUAUCAGUAUUACUUGCCAAUUCAAUAAGUAAUUACCGUAAUUGUUUCGUCGCUAAUGAAGAUAUGAGAAACGCGCGCACCGUGUAUGUCUUUCGUCCAAACACUGAUAACACAGCAAAGUGAAGCUAUUCCAACACCCUUGACACGAAAUCUAAAAACGAAGAGAAAAAUAAGAAGAAAGUGAAUCGAGUAUGAACGUUAAAUAGAUAUUGAAUAUACUUUGACAGAUAGGUGCUAUAUUUUUCUCUGAAUGUUAACGAUAGCGAUAACCCUACUGUGUCUGUGUAAUUCGAAGAUGCAUCUUUCCAAAUAAAGGGCAGUGUACCAUACUUUAGCCAUCUUAAAUUUUAACUCUAGUUAGAACGAUUUGUAUAGGCAAUUUUUAUGUAAACUGCGCGCACAAAACUAUACUAUGUACCUAUUACCUGUGAAAUCUCUUCUAUAUCCCAAUGUAUAUUUUCAUAGAGUAUUUACGUAAGGAUUAUAGCGUUGUAUACGUUCAUUAAGUUAUUCCUUGUUAAACGGUUAGUAGACGCUUGACAAAUUUUACUAUUUUAAGAGUACAUUAUCAAAGAAAGUCCGAAAUGGUGAUUCACUAUAUAAGGACAAACUAAAUCGGUUAUUUCCUAUGAACCAUUUUUUUAUAGCUUGUAUGUAAUGAUAAUGUGAAUAGGAGUUAUCUCAGAUGAGUAUAUAAUUUGAAUUCUCAUUACAAAACUUAUGAAAAUGAAUAAAACUUCAAAUAUUUGAAUAAAUCAGUUUUUCAAUCAACAGUAACACAUUAUUUUUAAUUGGUGAUGAAGAGACAUGAAUUCAGGACUAAACUUGCACUUACAUUAAAGUAAUUUUUGGUCCAUUUAUUUUUUGAAUUACCUGACCAAAAUAGACGUUCAAUUUUAGUAAAUUAAAAAUACCUUGUCUGAAAACAUACUUGGUAUAAAUAAAUAUGUACAAUUCUGAAAAUCAUAUGAACUUGGUCUAGCCGUCAACUGUAAUGAAAUACAAUGUCCUAAUGGUUAAAAAUACUUAUCUAGAUUUACACUGAUCAGAAGAAAUUGCAAUUUUGUCUAAAAAUCUCGGCUUUCCAAACAUUAUGAAGUUCAAAAAUGAUUUUGAUACAUUAUAUAUGUACAUCAAUUUCUAUUUUUAUUUUACCAUUAAUACCACUGUACUACAAAUGAUUCUACGUUAAUUUUAUAUUUACGAUGAUACUCUAUUUAAUUACAUUCAAGGUUUAAUGUUAACUAAAUGUGGAAAAUCUAUAAAAUAAGAAUCACUGGAAAAAUUCCAAAAUUGAAAAUCAAUUUUAUCAAGCUCCCCAUCGAAGAAUCCUUAUGAUCUGGCCUAAUCUACGUUUAUUUUAUCAAUAGAAUAGGCCCUUUUCUAAUAUUUUCUAAUCACCUUAGAUUUUCCUUCUAAGAGAUACGAAUACUUCAAUUCAGAGAUAAAAAUGGAAAAUAAAGCAAAUGAAUGUAUACGACGCUCCUAAAUCCUUACUUCUUUAGGCUGGAAGAGGAACAACAUUUAUUUACGCAUAAAUAGCCUUUAAUCCUAAUCUAAUGUGAAUGUAUCACCCUUAUUAUCGACCACGUACUGUAAGAAAGAAAGCGUUACGUGUCUGGAAACAACGUAUUGUAAACAGUUUAUAUUUUCAAUGUACUUAUUUAAUCAUGUUAAAUGAAGUUAAUUAUUUUCUAUUGCUUUAUUGACUUGUUUAUUAUUAGAAUAUCAAGCAACCCGCUAUUUAGGUACGCAAAAUGUACGGAAAAGCAUCCAAUUUAAACCGAAAUUACAAGAAUCGUCAGACCGGAAAUAUUUUUCAUCUAGAAGUACAUUGUCCCCUACGAAAAUAAGUAUCUAGUUGUGAAUAUGAAUAUUGAACGACCAGCCUGAAUUCGGCUCGAUUAUAAGUUUCCCCCGCAGAUGUUAAAAUCUCGAAAGUUCAACAAAUAUUCAGUUAUUUUGUAAUGGUUUCAAAAUCCUUAAAAUAACAUAACAUAUAUAAAAUACCCCAAUUUUCAUACGCUGAUAUUUCUUGUUAUUAUAUCCUGAUGCUGAUUUGGUGCGAUGCUCGUUUAUGAUGCUUGAAUGCUAACGAAUAAACAAUUGCACCACAUUAAACAACAAAAAAAAAGAUAUUAACUUCACCGCACUCUAUAGCAAAAAGUGCAUUAAACGCAAUGCACCUAUAUUAGUAAUAUGACAAUGACUGAAGUAUGGUACAAAUAACGAAGGUACGAUUAACAUAAAGGUGCUUGAAAACGCAGAUGCGCGCGCUCGACCGAUCAAUCUGCAACAAUAAUGAAAGUAUAUCUCUCGUAAUCGUUAAUGGUUAGUUGAAAAGCUAACAUUUUCAUUCCUUCGUUGCGUCCACUCAAUAGUAUGGAAAUAUGGAAAUCUGCCCAUAUGCUCCAUUGAGAUGGAUCGAUGAUCGUUGCCUUUGGGAUUUGAUCUUUCGAGUGCAUCUAUCUAUUUAUCGUAUAUGAAAAUAAAUUUAUGCAGAAGAGAGCAUAGUUCGAUUAUCUGACGUAACCCGGAUGGUGUAAGAAAAACCUGUCAAAUAUACUUGAAAUAUGAAGUGACAACACUUACUAGAGACUUAGUAGUAAAAGUCGCAAAUGGAGGUCUUAUCGAUCCUACAAGGUCUUCCUACCGAGGAUGAGUCUGUUAAUGACGAGGAAACUUUUUAAGUGUAUAUAAUAUAUC